GCAAUACAAGAAGGCAAUCCACUGGGAAGUUGAAUGCUCCUGAUAGCGGACAAGAUGUUAUUCCUUAUUAUCUAAGAGCUUCCACUGGUUCUUGCCAUGACUUCUGUAAAUAUGGCAGGAAACAUUCCUCUGAAGCAAAGCCAUGGCAUCCUCUAUCAAAAAGAAAGAACAAACUUCCUGCUGAUGAGCAGAGUCCUGCAUGGACCUUGGGGGGGGGGGGGAGGCAAAAAAGCGGACUUUGGUCAAGCAAAAGGUUGCUGGAGGGAGGGAUUGAUGAGAUGACUAUGGUUGAGCAGAAGUCUUCAGCUUCUCUGGUGAGUAUGCUAGGAGAGGGAGAAAAUGUGACUGUGGUUGCACAAAAGCUUUCUACUCCCCCAGGGAGUAUGCUGGUAGAGGGAAAGAAAGAGGCCGUGGUCAAUCAAAAGCCAUCUGCUCCUCCAGGGAGUAUGCUAGGACAGGGAAAGAAGUUGAAUAUAGCCGAUCGAAGGCCUUCUCCUAAGGUUCAGUCUCUUGAACCCUCUGAAAUAAAAAAGAAAAAGAUACUGCUGACACCAAAGAGUGUUCACUCUCUGAAAUUGGAUUCCUCAAGUGACAAGAUGCCAGAGACAGAAAAGAAAAUGAAAUCUUCAUCUAAGAUCUUAGGAGGUGUAGAUGCAGGAGGCAAGAAAUACAGUGUUGCUAAUUAUAGAAAACAAAUAAUCGCACCUAAAGUAUCUGCAGAGAAAUAUUUGAAGACACCAACUCUUUCAUCUCCUCCAAAAUAUUCCUAUGUUAAACCUUUGAUCUUGAGGGUAAGAAGCAAUAAAAGCUUAAAACUGCUGGCUCCUCUGAAGGACUAA
Capsicum annuum is the source of this 839-nucleotide messenger RNA. RefSeq lists its product as uncharacterized. The transcript is spliced from 2 exons. Lineage: Eukaryota; Viridiplantae; Streptophyta; Magnoliopsida; Solanales; Solanaceae. The annotation marks the transcript as partial. The record is from RefSeq and is a predicted model, not a curated record.